Messenger RNA from Geodia barretti, 453 nucleotides. Lineage: Eukaryota; Metazoa; Porifera; Demospongiae; Tetractinellida; Geodiidae. The record is from the annotation of a GenBank genome assembly.
AGGCCCAACACAGAGUAGCUAUGAGAACUAUGAUGGUCAAGGGCGAGAAUAUUAGAAGUUGAAGGGCUGAAGGCGGUGCUGAGACAAAUCUGUAUGUUGCAGAAAGUGUGGUACUGGGUCAGUAAUGUUCAAGGACAACUUUAGCCGACAACAAGGCACCAACAAUGCCUCUUUCUUUGAGUGCAACACCUGUUCUGCUGUAACUCCUGUCCCUUUUUCUACUGUUGGUUCUUCUAAGAUGGCUUUAGCUAGCAAAAUGGCUGGGGAAAAUCUUUCAACUUUGAAAACUCUGAUGGUGCAUCAUCGCUUUGGAGAAUCACAGAACGCCUUGAUCUGAGUGUCAGUGGUCUGUUGUACCUACUUUCUAAACAGUAAAGAUAUCAAAAAAGCAAAUCCAAGGAAAGUGCCAGGGCAAAAUAUCUACGCAGACUGGCACGGAAAAGAUUUGACGAC